AUGUUGGGCAGCCAAGACUUUUUGAUAUCAGAGGACAUAAAGACUACGUUGUCUGAUGAUUAUUUGAAACCUGAUAGUGUCCUUCAAGCAGAAACCUGGGGGUUGAACACAAGUGACAAGAUUGAAAAGAUUGAACAGGGUGUUAUAAGUGCAGCUGGCAAGGAAUUUAUGGAAAGUGAUCUCACCAAUGUCGUCUUACCUGUCAUCUACAUCAUCGUCAUUAUCGUGGGACUUCCCACCAAUGUCAUGGCCAUCUGGGUCUUCCUGUUUAGGACCAAGAAAAAGCAUCCAGCGUCCAUCCUAAUGGCCAGCCUGGCCCUGGCUGACCUUCUCUUCGUUAUUUGGCUCCCACUGAAGAUCGCCUACCACUUUAAUGGCAAUAACUGGAUCUUUGGAGAGACACUGUGUAAGGUCCUGGUGGGUUCUUUCUACAGUAAUAUGUACUCGUCCACUAUAUUUAUAGCAAUCAUCAGUGUGCACCGCUACUGGGCAGUUGUGCACCCACUUUCUAAUAAACUGAACAGCCGGGUAGCAGGGUGUGUAUCUGUGUUGGUAUGGGUUAUGGUCUGGCUCCUCAGUAUACCCCUAUACCUGUAUGACCAGACAAUUCCAAUCAUUAAUCUCAACAUCACCACCUGCCAUGAUCUUGUUUACGAAACUCAAUUACACAUCCCUGUUGCAUACUUUCUGACUAUGGGCAUUGUGGGAUUUGUAGUUCCCUGUAUUGUGUGUGUGGUGGCGUAUGUGCUGAUGUUUCGUCAUCUCAGGAAUUCCACUAUAGAUACAAACAGCAAGGAAAACAAAAAGAAAGCGAUCAGGCUCAUGAUUGUAGUAUUGGUCUUGUUUUUGGUGAGUUUCACUCCCAGUAACGUCUUACUGAUGGUGCAUUACUCUAAGCUAAGUUUAGGGUUAAAAGAUGAUGCCUAUGACGUAUACAUUGUUGCACUGUGCCUGUCCAGCCUCAACAGCUGUAUCGACCCAUUUGUGUAUUAUUUUAUCUCCAAGGAGUUUAGAGAUCAUGUAAAGAACAUGUUAAUGUGUCGCAGUGAACGAAAAGCCAAGAGAAUGAAGAUUUCCACAACUGACACAAAAAGCAGUAGCUGGUAA
Messenger RNA from Trichomycterus rosablanca, 1107 nucleotides. RefSeq names its product proteinase-activated receptor 2-like. Lineage: Eukaryota; Metazoa; Chordata; Actinopteri; Siluriformes; Trichomycteridae. The transcript has 2 exons. Bases 1 to 1107 code for a protein of 368 amino acids. Gene Ontology annotation, molecular function: thrombin-activated receptor activity. Gene Ontology annotation, biological process: thrombin-activated receptor signaling pathway; positive regulation of Rho protein signal transduction; phospholipase C-activating G protein-coupled receptor signaling pathway. The record is from RefSeq and is a predicted model, not a curated record. Gene Ontology annotation, cellular component: plasma membrane.